GAUCGGGCCCUGACAGACGAAGAUCGAGCGAUGGGGUCCGUCGUGAGCUCGGCGGCGAACGGCGUCGGCACGCUCGUCGGGAACGUCGUGUCCGCGCCGUUCAAGGUGCUCUUCGGCGCCUCCUGCGAGAGCGUUUGCUCGGGGACAUGGGACCUGCCCUGCUUCAUCGAGCACGUCUGCAUCUCCAGCCUGCUCAGGCUCUUCUUGGUUAUCAUCGUCACCUACAUUGUGCUGCUGUUCGGGUAUGUCCUGUGCAAGCUGGGCAUCGUCAAGUGCGUGGCCAAGAACGCCUUCAAGAUGGUGUGGAAGCCCUGCUCGGCCUGCUGCGGCGUGCUCGGCCUCCUCUGGCAGAAGGUGCGCGACACCAAGCGCGUGCACCGCGGCCGACGCAGCCGGCGGGAGCGGGACGUCGAGCUGGGGGAGCCCAGCAGCAGCACGACCCGCGACGGCACGGGCUCAUCCUCAUCAUCCUCCUCCGACGACGAUGGUGACCACCGCCGGGGCGCCGCGGCGGGCAGCAGGUCGACGGGGAGAUCGUUGCCGUCGUCGUCGUCGUCGGUGCGGGAGAGGAGGAAGGACAGGAUCCGGCAGUCCCUGCGCCUGAAGAGGGUCAGCUCCAAGGUGGAGCGCGCUGCGAGGGUAAGCUAG
Molecule: messenger RNA, 648 nt
Organism: Panicum hallii
Lineage: Eukaryota; Viridiplantae; Streptophyta; Magnoliopsida; Poales; Poaceae
Exons: 3
Coding region: 31-648 (205 amino acids)
Source: RefSeq, a predicted model, not a curated record